CUCUUUCCUCUAGCUCAAGUAUUUUUUCAUGGAAGUAGAGAAAGAAAGUUGUGAAAAGGUUAAUAGAUUCUAUUUAUGGUUGUCUUGUUUCAUCACCAUCAUGAACAAGCUCCAUACAAUGGUGAUCAUGUUGUUCAAGAAGGUGAAAAAGAUCGGCGAAGACGAUCCCCGGAGAAUUCUUCACUCCUUCAAAGUAGGCUUAACACUCACAUUGGUCUGCAUCUUCUACUAUGUUACUCCUCUCUUUGAUGGCUUUGGUUCAUCAGCUAUGUGGGCUGUUCUCACUGUGGCUGUUGUCAUGGAAUUCACAGUUGGUGGUACGUUGUGCAAGGGUGUAAACAGAACUUUUGCAACAUUACUCGCCGGAGCACUAGGGCUAGGAACUCAUCAUAUAGCAAUACUUUGCGGUGAAAAAGGCGAACCAAUUCUCAUCGGUAUCUUCGUCUUCUUUUUCUCAUCGGCGGCAACCUUUUCUAGGUUUAUACCAGAGGUGAAGAAGAGAUAUGACUAUGGAGUGACAAUAUUCAUACUCACAUUCAGCCUUGUGGCAGUCUCAAGCUAUAGAGUGGAAGAUAUCAUAGAAUUCUCUCACCAAAGGCUUUCCACUAUUGCACUUGGAGUUGCUCUUUGUAUUAGUAUUUCUAUUUUUAUUUUCCCUGUUUGGGCAGGAGGUGAUCUUCAUCACUUAACUUCCACAAACUUAGACAAGCUUGCAAACUUCUUACAUGGGAUGAGGGACAAGUACUUUGGGGAAGACUUGGUGGAUAGGUCCUAUUUCCAGAGUUACAAGAGUGUUCUCAAUUCUAAGGCUACAGAAGAGGUUCUGGUUAAUUUGGCAAAAUGGGAACCGGGACAUAGCGGAUUCGGGUUUUGGCACCCGUGGAAACAGUACCUUGUUAUCGGAGCUUCGAUAAGACACUGCGCAUGUUUAAUGGAUUCCUUGGCGACCUUCAUAACAACGCUUGAUAAAUCCGCACCUCUUAUCGGAUCCAACCCGAGACCCAAACCCGACUCGGAGGAACUCUAUGGUAAGAUCCGAUCCGCUUGCGCUGACAUGAGCUCAGAAACCGCUAAGGCGUUAUCGGAUCUGGCUAAUGAUAUUAAAGCAAGGUCGGCUCCAGCCACGGCUCGGCUCCAUGUGGCUGCGGCUGAAGAAGCCGCCGAAAGGAUGAAGAUGGCUUUAUCUAACGGCGCAGAAGGUGGAAUCGUACACGUGGCGACCAUCGGGUCAUUGGUUGGGGAGAUCACAAAGAGUGCCAAAGAGAUUGUUGGAUCCGUUGAAGAAUUGGCUCAGCUUGCUGGCUUUAAGAGCCAUGAAGCUGUUAACAGAACCAUGGUGAAGCCGUUAGCCGAUGGGGAGAGCCAACACACAACCAUCACUGUGAAUGAAUGAAUAAUAAUAAUUAUUAUUAUA
Molecule: messenger RNA, 1414 nt
Organism: Dioscorea cayenensis subsp. rotundata (Guinea yam)
Lineage: Eukaryota; Viridiplantae; Streptophyta; Magnoliopsida; Dioscoreales; Dioscoreaceae
Product: aluminum-activated malate transporter 1-like
Exons: 4
Coding region: 29-1393 (454 amino acids)
Biological process (GO): malate transport
Cellular component (GO): plant-type vacuole membrane
Source: RefSeq, a predicted model, not a curated record